AUGUCGCAACUUGGUUCGCAAAAAGCCCAACUUACGAAGGCCGCUAACUCACUACGCAAGAAGAUCGCGGAAGUUGAUCAGGCCAACCUCGAUCUUGUGGACUUUGCUUCGGAGGCGAGUAAAGAUCCACAUUUAGUUUUCAAUCGUUUGAAUUCUUUUUCUCUUUCAUUUUCUUCUAUUAGUCGUGCUGCCUCUGCCCUACGUGGCCAGUUGGAGAAAGCCGAAGAGUUUGCUCGGCAGAAUCCUGACGAGCGUGGAGAGUUCCCUUUCCUCUCCGACAUCCAUGCUCAUUGGGAAACCGGUGGGAUGGAUGAUCUUCUAGAGGAAGCGGAUGCUCUUCUUGUUCGCUUGGAUUCGGCGAUCAGACUUCUUCCUAUUUUGAGAGGCCUCCAGUCUUCUGUUCCAUCUGUUGCUCCAUCCUUGCCGCGCAAUUCCCCGCCCCAUACUACCCAAGAUUCUGCGCCAACCCCUCAGCACGCGCAUCAGGCGGAAGUGGAAGUGCGCAGCCAUUCUCCGUCGCACCAUGGUCGUCCAUCUGACCCAAAAGCGCCUGUUGACCAGCGUCCCCCUGCGAGCCAUACUGGCGCGCAUCCCUCGGGCGGAUUUGGCUUCCCCUCGGGUAACCCUCCCUCGAAUCCCACCCACUUUUCGCAAUCCCCAUCUGGGCUUCCAAAUUCUCUGCCAAAUCCUUUUUCGCAUGACCUUCAAGCCUCAUCCUCUUCAUCCCUUAACCCCUUUUUGCCCUUGGAGCAACCUGUGAAGUUGCCUUCUUACGAGAUCCCAACCUUCAGCGGCGAUAUCGAGGCAUUCUCCGAGUUUUGGGACAUCUUUUCUACAGCCGUGCAUAAUAACAACACCGUGCCGCCAGCAGUCAAGUUCAUGUACUUGAAGUUGGUCCUUAGAGGAGAUGCUGCUCGGAUUAUCGCAGGCUUCAAACCAACGGCGAAGAAUUACGACACUACAGUACGCACCAUUCUGAGUACGUACGAUCGUCCUGAGAUUCUGAGAAGUCGAUUGUGGGACAAGUUGUCGCAGCAGUCACCGGCGUCAGACUCUGCAAUUUCGCAACGCGCUACACUUUGCGCGCUUCAGGCAACUUGGUACCAGAUGAAGGAGUUGAACGAGGAUUCCAGCUCGAUCGCUACGUUGAGAACAAUCCGAUCUAAGUUUCCCUGGCGUACACGCGAGAAAGUUGGCGAACUGAAAGGCAAAAGUGACACUAUGUGGACAGUGGACGAGCUGUUGUCAGCUCUCAGCACGGUCAUUGAUAGACUGCAAGUGGUAGAGGACUCCGAUCCAGCAGGUCAUCGCGCUUACAACUCGGAUUCCACAGUUCGUCAGCAUUCUCCUUCCCCGUAUAGGUAUCCCGGCACGAGUCAGCCGUACAUGAGGUAUCCAUCGUAUCAGCAACAACCAGCUUACCCACGUUACGCGCGUAGCUCGCGCUCACCAUCACCCAGAUACCGUGACGUCACUUAUAGACCUCCGACUCCUUAUUACCCACGGCGCACAUCUCGUAGCCCUGUCAGACCCCAGUACACUACAUCAUGGGAGCCUCGAGCCCCAGCGUGCAGAUACUGUGGCAGAUUACACCAUCCAGCUUUGUGUGCUACAUUACCAUCAGCGCCCUAUUCGUCCUACCCACCUGCGCAAUUCCGUCAGCGCACUCCUUCACCUAGACGCCUACAGUUUGAGACGAUAGCGCACCCUUCACCACCUCGCACCCAGAACGCGAGUCCGCGCACUUCUCCUUCGCGUCGACCUACUCUCAGACCGCCAUCUCCAUCUAGGCGUCAGUCACGUUCCAACUCUAGACGCGCUACUCUUCCUCGAAGAUCUUCAAGCGCGUUUCCCGCUGUGCAAACGUCCACCUGCACUCCAGUCGCGCAUGAUUCCAUCCAGUCAGAUGAGCCCAUAGAGUUGCCCGACCAACAUGAAGCUAGCUUAGGGCCACACCCACCUUCAUCUUGUACGUCUGUGUGCCAAGCUGUUUCUACAACUCAGGUUCCUCGUCUAAUGGUGGUUCAUGCUAUAACCCGGAAUCUUAAAACUAGUACGGACGAACUGCUUACUGUUUUCCUCGAUAGCAAUUCGCAGUAUAGUUUCAUCUGUACUUCGCUGGCCUACCAUCUCGGCCUGACUUUUAAGAAUACAAGGACUGUCACGACUCUGACUUUCGGAGGACACCAGUUCACUGAAGACUCGUCAGAAGUCACACUCACGUUAUGGGACCAGCUCGAUCGUCCAAUCCAACUUCAGCUUUGGACGCGCGAUACCAUCUCAACGGUUCCGAAGACGAACAACUUGGAUGAGACGAACAACACCUAUAUGGACGAUAGAGUCGAAGUCGACGUACUCAUUGGAAUAGAUAACUACUGGCGCGUUGUGGAUUUGCAUAGGAAUGAGAAGCUUCCAUCAGGCCUCAUUCUGUCGCACACUCGCUUUGGACCAGUACUAUCAGGUCUCAGUUAUCCAGUAGUAUCGGAGAUUGCUAGCUCGGCAACGACUCUACUCAACGAUGACGCGCCAGGAACGGAACAGCUUUUACGAAGUCUCCUCGGCCUAGACACACUUGGAUUAGACGAUUCAGAUGCAACAGAUGCCGACGUGAUCAGGCAGUUCUACGAUAGUGUUAGGAUAAUCGACGGAGGAGAUUCUGAAGAAUUACGGACGACCACAGCACUAGUAACUUCAGCCAAUACCAUCAUGGCACCUUACCAGUCCUUUGUACCGUUUAGACGGACCAAUUCCUAUAUUCGACUCGUCCGUAUCACAGCCUACGUCCUGAAGUAUGUAGCCAAGCUACGCCGUUUAGUAAGGACGCGCCACAGCGCUGAUGAUUCCGACGAGUAUCCACUAUUCGGCACAAUAAACGCAAGUCCCAUUGUAACACCGGGUGACUUUUCAGCUGCUGAGUUGAUCGUUAUACGUGAGCACUAUCGCGAGGUUCCUCAGCAGUUACACGGCUUUCAUCUGAAGAAACUCCGCACAAGGCAAAAAGGAGACGGUACGAUACGCGUGGACUUACGUAUGGCGAACGCAGAGACGAGCGGGACGGCGAAGAGCCCGAUCCUCAUACUCUCAGGUCAUCCCCUUUGCGCCAUGCUAAUAGCUCACUACCAUCAGAAGCUGUUCCACGCCGGUACUUCCCAUUUGAUCGCAGCCUUACGCGAGAGGUUCUACAUCCCCAGGCUUAAACGCAUGGAAGUAGCAGAAGAUUCCCUAGUGGACGGAUUCAUUGAAAGCCAGAACAUCAAUUGGACUUUUAUCACACCAUACUCGCCGUGGAAAGGUGGAUUCUACGAGCGUUUGGUAGGAUCAGUGAAGAGCUGUUUGAAGAAGACGGUUCGGCGAGAAACCCUCGACUUAUGGCUUUUUGAGACGCUUAUCCUCGAGAUAGAGGCCGUUCUUAACACGAGACCCUUAUUUCCGGCGAAUUCGGCUAACUUGAACACGGACCUGGUGAUAAGACCCAUAGAUCUGAUAAAUCCACAGUUCCGACUAGGUCGCCUGACGUACAGUAUGCCCCAGAAGAUCGAGACGUCAUCGCGCGACAACUACGAAUCCCUGAAAACGCAGUACCGGCUCCUGCAGACCGAUCUUGAUUAUUUCUGGGAUAUAUGGCACAAGGAAUAUCUUGCCGCGCUCGCAGAACGACAAGCGACGCGCAUUCAGAAGGGCUCCGGUACCAAAAGGUCGCCGCGCGUAGGAGACGUAGUACUAAUAAAAGAGGAUUUAUCAAGAUCUAGAUGGCCGCUUGGCCUCAUUCUGCAGUUACACACCUCACCCGACGGCAAUGUAAGAUCAGCCAGAAUUAAGAUUGGAAAGCGAAAGAUAGUGGACCGUGCACUCAAUCAUCUACUGCCGUUAGAGAUCAGUGCAGCAGACACAGAGGAUCUUCAGGCGAACGCUCAGGAGCGUAGAACGACACGGAUUCAACCAUCAAGGACAGUGGAGGCAAAAUGA
This is a messenger RNA of Cylicocyclus nassatus, 3966 nucleotides long. Lineage: Eukaryota; Metazoa; Nematoda; Chromadorea; Rhabditida; Strongylidae. The record is from the annotation of a GenBank genome assembly.